Messenger RNA from Pestalotiopsis fici W106-1, 1539 nucleotides. RefSeq lists its product as uncharacterized. Gene Ontology annotation, cellular component: mitochondrial envelope. The transcript is spliced from 2 exons. Bases 1 to 1539 code for a protein of 512 amino acids. Gene Ontology annotation, biological process: tetrahydrofolate biosynthetic process. Lineage: Eukaryota; Fungi; Ascomycota; Sordariomycetes; Amphisphaeriales; Sporocadaceae. Gene Ontology annotation, molecular function: 2-amino-4-hydroxy-6-hydroxymethyldihydropteridine diphosphokinase activity; dihydropteroate synthase activity. The record is from RefSeq and is a predicted model, not a curated record.
AUGAGCUUUGCUUUGUUGCCUCGAGCAUGGAGCUCUGUUGGUCGCCAAUCGCAUCCCGCUAACCUCCCUCGAAACUUGAUCAACAAGAUUGCUGCAGCUUCGAGGUCAACAAGCCUGCCAACCCGUUGGAAGAUGGACCAGCCAAGUAGGGCAGCAUGUGGCUGUGCUUCAGCAAAGCGCAGUGGCAAACGCUCUGCCUACAUUGCACUCGGAAGCAACCUGGGCGACAGGGUUACCGAGAUUGAGAAGGCUUGCCAUGAAAUGGACUCUCGUGGCAUCAAGGUCAAGAGGACCAGCAAUCUCUGGGAAACCGAGCCCAUGUACGUCUUAGAUCAGGAUAGAUUCGUGAACGGAGCAUGCGAGGUCGAGACUGAGCUUGAACCACUGGCACUAUUAGAUCAACUACAAGAUAUUGAAAAGACCAUGGGCAGGAAAAAGCUUAUAGACAAAGGACCACGAAAUAUCGAUCUUGAUGUUCUGCUUUACGGCGAUGAGGAAGUGAACCAUGAAAGGCUUCAAGUGCCUCAUAUUGGCAUCCCGGAAAGAGACUUCGUCCUCCGGCCGCUUGCCGAGUUGAUCCCAACAAAGGCAAUUUACCCAUCAAAGCCAUGGAAGUUAGUCCAAGACUUCUUGAACGAGCUCCCGCCAUCUUCUGAACCUCUUUCCACUCUGACGCCGAUCUCUCCCUCGGUUGGUCCAUUAAACGCACUCAAAGCCACCAGAAAAACUCAUGUCAUGGCUAUUCUAAACACUACGCCAGACUCUUUCUCCGAUGGUGGCAUCCACACAUUCGACUCAAUGAGGGAUACAAUACUCAGCUUCAUCCGCGGCGGUGCGACCAUGAUAGAUAUCGGAGGCCAAUCCAGCGCUCCCGGCACGCCCGACGUCAGUGCCCAGGAAGAAAUCAGUCGGGUUCUUCCUGCCAUUGAGCUCAUACGGAGCAUGCCGGAAUCCAGGGACGUUGCUAUAAGCGUAGACACCUAUCGCGCGCCCGUAGCCGAGGCGGCAGCCAAGGCGGGAGCUGAUGUCAUUAACGACAUCUCGGCUGGGCAGCUGGACCCGGAUAUGCUCUCCACCAUGGCCAGGCUGGGCAAGACGGUCUGUCUGAUGCACAUGCGCGGCACCCCCGCCACCAUGAGCAAGCUUAAUGACUACCCGGACGGGCUGAUUCCGACAAUUGCCCGGGAACUCCUCGAGCGCAUUGCCGAGGCCGAGGCCGCCGGCGUCCGGAGGUGGCGCAUCAUCCUAGACCCCGGCCUGGGCUUCGCCAAGGUCGGCGAGCAGAACCUCCAGGUCCUCCGCCACUUUGACGAGCUCCGCAACUGGCCCGGCCUCGAGGGUUUCCCCUGGCUGCUAGGCUCGAGCCGUAAGAGCUUCAUUGGCAAGGUCACUGGUGUGCCCAAGCCCAUGGAUAGGAUCUUUGGCACCGCCACCACCGUGGCCGCCGCCGUGCAAAUGGGCGCGGAUAUUGUCCGGGUCCAUGACGUCGUGGAAAUGGGUCAGGUUGUCAAGAUGGCCGAUGCUAUUUGGAGGUACUAA